Molecule: messenger RNA, 1062 nt
Organism: Aureobasidium musti
Lineage: Eukaryota; Fungi; Ascomycota; Dothideomycetes; Dothideales; Saccotheciaceae
Source: the annotation of a GenBank genome assembly
AUGGGUGGAGGCGAACACAAAGAGGCCGUCCUGGUCACACUACCCAUGCCGAAGCCAGAUGCCGCUAUCGAGAAACUCCAGAACAAGUUUCCUCACCUCAAGAUAACUUAUCGCAGCGUAGCCUGGACAAAGGAUCGCGCACAGUCGGAAGCAGAAAUACCCAAGGAGCUUUGGAGAGAAGCAACUGUGCUGUUGACACUUUUCGCUCUACCGCCUAAACCAGAGGAUGCUCCCUUGCUAGACUUUAUCCAGCUCUUCUCUGCUGGGUCAAACCAGCUUGCCAGUCAUCCCAUCUAUACAAACACUGAUAUUCCCAUUGCGAGUGCGUCUGGUGUCCAUGGACCACAGAUCGCUGAGUGGGUUAUCAUGACCCAUCUCAUCCACACUCAUAAGUACAACCAGCUCUACGAAGCGCAGAAGGACCACAAAUGGGCCAAAGAGAACUACCGUGUCAAGGACUCUGUCGGCAUGCGUGUCGGCGUGCUCGGUUACGGAAGCAUUGGACGUCAGGUUGGCAGAGUCGCCAAAGCCAUGGCAUCGCCAAAGGACACACCAGAGAAGAAGAAAGACGUCGGCUACAUCGUCCCUGGAACCGGUGAUCCGGACGGCGAGAUUCCUUCAGCUUGGUACUCUGGAUUGGACAAGGACUCUCUACACAACUUCCUCAAGCAAGACAUUGAUCUCUUGCUCGUCUCCGUACCACUCACCAAAGAGACGACCCAUUUCUUGUCGACAGAGGAGUUCAAGAUUCUCAGCCAGGAUGGCAAGAAACCUGCCUUUAUUGCCAAUAUCGCGAGAGGGCCUAUCAUUGACCAGUCUGCAUUGAUCAAAGCUUUGAAGGAUGACACUUUGGCUGGAGCCUCUCUCGAUGUCACAGAUCCCGAACCUCUUCCCUCCGAUAGCGAGCUGUGGGGCCUGGACAAUGUGAUUGUCACCCCUCACAUCAGUGGUAAUGGCGAGGCGUAUGUCGACCGAGCAUUCCAGAUUCUAGAGCUGCAACUGGAGCACAAGCAGAAGGGUGAAGACUUCAUCAAUGUUGUGGACAGGAAGAGAGGAUAUUAG